Molecule: messenger RNA, 873 nt
Organism: Xylona heveae TC161
Lineage: Eukaryota; Fungi; Ascomycota; Xylonomycetes; Xylonales; Xylonaceae
Product: putative BLI-3 blue-light-inducible Bli-3 protein
Exons: 3
Coding region: 250-873 (207 amino acids)
Source: RefSeq, a predicted model, not a curated record
UAUAACAGCCGUCUCCCAGUUGCAACUUUCCUUUGAAACUCAAAACAAUCACCAGGCCACAUACAUUUACAAGACAUCAGUCUAAUUUCCUCACAUGUACGGUUCCCCAACUACCAUUAUUUUUUUUUUUUCCGAAGCUCAAGACGAAGCGCGUCGUUGGGCAUAAGCGUUCGUCCGAGCAAUAAAUCGGUAUAGGAAUGCGUGAGAAGAGUCAUACACUUACAAUACACACUAGUAGCUAUAAACAAAAUGUCACAAAGCACCUUCAGCAACACGCAGACUGGCGGUCAGCCUGCCGAUCCCUACAAGGCCAAAAACAUUGAAGAAGUCCCCUUGAAGGAAAAGGUGGAGGAUUUAGUCGCUUUUGCCAAGCACUGCAAGUUCGGCAUGAUGACCACGAAUAGCCACGGCUUCCUUGUUUCUCGUUGUAUGGCUUUGGCUGACACUGAGGGUGGUGGCGUUGAUCUCAUUUUCCACACCAACACAGAGUCUGGCAAGACCGACGAACUGCAUUUAGAUCCCAAAACUAACAUCUCAUUCUUGAACCCUACCGGAGAAUGGGCCUCUAUUUCUGGCGAAGCCUCCAUUGUUACUGAUCGCGCCACGGUUCAAAAGUAUUAUUCCGAGACUCUUAAGGCUUGGCUUGGAGAUCUCGGUGACGGUGUUCACGAUGGCGGCCCAGAGGAUCCUAGAAUUGGAAUCAUCAAAGUUAAGGCCCACACCGUCACCUACUGCAUAUCAAGAAAGGGAAUUAUUGGCAGCAGCAUUGAAUUCGCCAAAGGUCUUGUGAAGGGUGACGUUCCAGUCAUCAACAAAAUUAGAGAAAUUAGUGUUGAGGAGCUUCAGCAAUGGAGACAAACUUCCGGGCAGUAA